CAAUUUGUGAAUCCCCUGUUUUUUUAUAACUCUAUAAAUACGAUAUUUGUCGCAGCAUAUUUUAGUUCAGUGAAAGAAUUAGGAGGAAAAAGGAAGUCAAGAGAUCAAAUUAAAAUGAUGGUAUAUUUGAUUUUCAUGUUGUAUGCUUUUGGUUGGUCUAAAGCAGAUAAUAUAGAACCAUGCGAUGCAUAUGUUCAAGUGAUCAACUCUCAAAGAAGCACUGGCUUCAGGAUUUCGUUUUCAAGUCAUGCUGUCGCGUGUGAUCGCAGUUGGACACGAAACUGGUAUCGCUUUAUGGGCGGAGCUGGAGGAGAAAUGCCAACUACCUGCCCGGCACCCUUUUCUUGCGGGACGUUGGGACCAGUUUGGCUAAAUGGCACUUACCCAACACGUGUCGGAGAAAAUAAAACAAUGACGGCAUGUUUGCGAUUCGGGUCUCAUUGUUGUGCAAGGGAGUGGACAGUAAGAGUAAGGAAAUGUAUCAAAGGUGCAACCGAGUAUUACGUUUAUGAUCUUCCACGGACUCCAGGAUGUCCCAUGAGAUAUUGUGCUGGAAAGGAAGUCCGAUGUAAAUCAAAUGAAGUUUCAACAAAUGGAUUUACUCCUGGUUGUACAACACGCUAUCCGAAGUUGAAACGAGACCCAGUAUUGUCAGUAGACAUAAACAACGAAACCAAGCGUAUUCGCUUCAAGUGUGAAUUUGAUCCACAAGAAACUGGUGCUAAUAUUUAUCAUAUUGUGGCAUGGUAUCAAGGUCUACCUGAGGAGAGAAUACAGCAAACAAAUCGUUUUGUAGAUGUAGGCAAGACCGAAGCGUACUUAGAAAACAACAACACGUAUGGAAUAAAUGGAGGAAAGCCUUUGUUCUGUCUUGGUCACAAAAUUUCCUGCAAAGUUAGAUCCUACUAUUCUGACGCUCCUGAGAUAAAAAGUUCUGCAAGAAAAAGUAAUGAAUUCUAUGCUGGCUUUGAGAUUAAUCCAAAGAAAUUAGAGCUGCGAGAAGGUAAAGAUCGUAAACAUAUUAUUGUUACAACAACAAUACCUGUGGUAUGUGAAGGACAUUGUGCUGUAAGGUUGGAAUAUGGUCAAAACGGUACAGAUCUUUCUUCCAGUAAUUGCGAAUUAAACUUUACGAACGGUGUAGCUGGAAGAUCAAAGAAUAUCACAGUUUUUGCUAAGACUGAUUGGGUCAAUGGUGGAAACAAAUACAUACAUCUCCGAUUUAAUGUUGCAGAACACGCCAAUCCUGUUGAUUGGAAUUGUUAUAAAAGUAUAUCAAAUGUGGUGGUUAAAGUAAAAGAUGAACCUUCCGGAAGUUGCCAAACGUCUGGCGAGCCUCAUGUAAUUACCUUUGACGGAAUGCGAUAUUAUUAUGAUUAUGUUGGAGAUCUCGUUCUUACAAACAGUACAGCGCGCUUGUUCCAGGUACACGUGAGAACUCAUUACUGUAAUGCUACUUACCCGUGUAACUGUGCUGUCGCAGCAAGAGAAGGGGAUGAUGUCGUUGUUAUUGAUAUGUGCCUUCCUCCAUACACUGUGGGUGUUAAGUUUCUCAGUACUGUUCAACCGCGUCUGACAACUGUGGGAAGAAGCAAUGACGGAAGAACACUUGAAAUAAAUUUUCCUUCUGGUGCUUCGGUCGAAUUCGUAGUAAGUUUACACAACGCAAUAGCUGCUGCAACCAUAACGGUUAAAGUACCACCUGAUGACAAUAAUAGAACGACUGGAUUAUGUGGAAAUUUUGACGGAAACGUACACGAUGAUACACACGUUCCUAAACAAUGGAUAAUACCGGUUGGUGAAAGUUUAUUUUCCUACAAAGACGAUGGAUCUAAAAAAUGUCUGCAAACCCGUGCUAGAGAAUACUGCAUAUGUAAAAGAGAUGCAGAAAACAAGAAAGAAGUAAGCUGUGCGCAAACGAAACGUAGACCUAGAUACCAUCAAGACUCCGAAGGUUAUAGAAGAGUUAUUUCCGCAGACCCUAAGAAUUGUGGUCGUCGCAAAAAACGAGAUAUUGUUGAUGCCAAUGUUAUCAUAUUGCCAGAUGACGAUGAGGACGAAUGGAGAUAUAUUUACGAUCCAGUGCAAAUCAAUGGUACUUUACCGGAUUUUCCAACUGAAACUGGAAAGACCAGAGCUAGUGCAAAGUACCACUGUACUAAAGCUCUUAAAGACUCGUUUGCAGGAAGGGCAUGCUUUAAUAUCAUAGUUAAUUAUAACAUAAGUGCAUUCGUCGAGCAAUGCAUAUUUGAUGUCAAGGCAACUGAUGUUUACCAAAUAGGUAUCGCUUCAGCUUUGGAUGCCAUGAAGAGUGACUGCAAGGAAAAAACUUUAACUGAUCUAAAAUACUGGAAAAACGAUUCAACAGGUGCAAUUGCCCCUCCGGAGGAGAUUGGAAACAGUCUUUGUCCAAAUGAGUGUAGUGGCCAUGGAACCUGUCAAAAUGCAACUUGCAUUUGUGAUUCAGAAUAUGUUUCUGCAGAUUGUUCAUUGAAGAAAGGGCAAGCUCCUGUUUUGAUUGGCAUUCCUACGCAUGGUCUUUGUGAUGUCAGAAAACGAGACUGCAUCCGAACUAGAGUGAUAGGAAUGGAUUUCAUGGAAUCAGAGAACUUGACUUGUCAAAUGACAGAAGUGAUCAUUGGUGAAAUGUCAUAUGUUGAGACAACUCGAAAAACCGAUGGCGUUGGCCAGUUGCUUAGUUUUGGUGAAAUAACUUGUCUUUUGCCUUACAUUCCUGUUGAGAUUGAUGGAAAUCCUAGCAAAUCAUCCGGCAAACCGACUGGUGGAUUUUUAAUAGCAGUUUCAAACGAUGGAGAAAAAUUUAGCAAAAAGAAGACAUUGUUUCUGGUUUAUGAUUCAAAGUGUAUGAAUUGCAGCAAAGAUUUUAAAAGUUGCUUUUGGAAGAGAAACACCUGCAAAGUUAAAAACUACUGUUUUGCACCAGGUGAUACAAAUCCAAAUAACUGGUGUCAAAUUUGUGAUCCAAAGAAAAACGGAUCUGGUUUUGUUAAAAGAACAGCAAACAAACCGCCAAUAAUCAAAGCUCCUGUAAACAACUUAAGGACGUUCAGAUUACAAAAGUGGCAUUAUGUGGUUUCUGCGUCUGAUCCAGAGAAGCAGACGCUGCGAUAUGAGGUUGUUGGUGACAAUCAUGGUAUCACAAUCUCUUCACAUGGUGUACUUACGUGGGAUCCUACUAAAGCUGGAAUAUAUGAAUUUAAAGUUAAAGCUAUUGAUCCAUGUGGUUUAGGCGCCACACAAAACUUCGUAGUUGAAGUAGAGAUAUGCGCAUGUGAAGAACCGAAUGGUGGUAUGUGUAUCUGGAAGAAUGGUCAAAGUACUUGCAAGUGUCCUGAUGGAUGUAAAGGAGAAAGGUGUGAUGAAGCUGUUGAGGGAAAGCUUUGCGAGAUUAAAAAAACGCCGGACCGAUCUUCUUCCUCGAGUGACGGGAUCACCAUGGUUAUCGUAGCUGUUGUUGCUGGUGUGGUCGUAUUAAUUUUGGCGAUUUUUGGUGUUACUGUCUGGAUUUACAGAAAGAAGUACAGACAAUCAGUAGAUAUCAAAUCAAAUGGUCAAGCGUCUGUCGUUUAUAACUCAAAAGUCAAUCCUAAAGCAUCUAUUGGCGAAGUUGGGAAGAGUGGUUCGUUAGUAAACAAGGGCUAUGCAAAUUAAACAGGUCUUUAGACGGACAUGACUCAUUUUAAUGAUCGUUUCUCUGAUUGAUUAUAUUAUACUGAAAUUUCUGAUAUUUUUCUGAUAUUUCUUAAAACGUAAAGUGAAGGAAAUAAGGAUUAACAAACUUUGUUGCAACUUUCUUGAAACAAGAAUUCACAAGAAUUCAUUUUAGGGAAACAUAUAACUAGAUUGUAAUUUUAAUAAUUUUUUUGCACCAUUACGGUUCCUUUUUUUUAAAACUAUUUUAAAACUAGUAGUGAAAUAUAUUUAUCCGGGUAAAAGCAAAAAAAUCCUAAAUUUAAUUCAUGCAUUUUUAAGAAUACCUUUAAGACGUAAGCAACAAUGGGGACUUACAAUGUGUGACUGUAUUUCAAAGGUUGAAAUUUUCCCAGACAGAUUCGCCGUGAUGUCUAGAUUGACUAUCGAUUCCAAUGUUGCUUUGCUUUGCAUAUUUAUUUACUCUGGUUUAAAACGGAUUGUUUAAUUGCUUUAUUUUUUUCAUGUAAGAUAAAUUUGUUUCCAAUAUGUACUGGGAAUAAAGAUAAACGUGUU
Hydractinia symbiolongicarpus is the source of this 4227-nucleotide messenger RNA. RefSeq names its product von Willebrand factor D and EGF domain-containing protein-like. The transcript is spliced from 19 exons. Lineage: Eukaryota; Metazoa; Cnidaria; Hydrozoa; Anthoathecata; Hydractiniidae. Bases 115 to 3672 code for a protein of 1185 amino acids. The record is from RefSeq and is a predicted model, not a curated record.